UAUUUUUCUCAUCCUUCACUAUUAAAUUAUACAUUUGAGUACAAUGGGUUCUAAAAAAUCAUUCCUCAUCCUUGGCCUAUUGGCCAUGGUUCUUCUUAUUUCCUCAGAAGUGUCAGCCAGGACAUUAACCGAGACUUCCACUAAUGCCAACAAAGAGGAGGUUGUUGAAAAGUCAGAUGAACUAAAUGAUGCCAAACAUUUUGGUUACGGAGGCUAUGGCGGAGGCUAUGGUGGCCAAGGAGGCUAUGGCGGAGGCUAUGGUAGUCACGGAGGCUAUGGCGGAGGAUAUGGUGGUCACGGAGGCUAUGGCGGAGGAUAUGGUGGUUACCGUGGAGGCUACGGUGGUUACCACGGAGGAUACGGUGGAUACCAUGGCGGUGGUGGAGGUUACAAUGGUGGAUAUGGUGGCUACCAUGGCGGUGGUGGUGGCUACAAUGGUGGCUACGGUGGAAACCAUGGUGGCUAUGGAGGUUACCAUGGUGGUGGUUACGGUCAUGGUGGAGGUGGUGGUGGAGGUGGCGGAGGAGGCUAUGGUGGUGGUGGAGGUGGUGGAGGAGGCUACGGUGGUGGUGGUGGCGGCGGUGGUGGCGGUGGUGGUUACAUUGGUGGAGAGGUUUCCAACAAUGGUAACUGAUUAUAUCACCAUCACCAUCACCAUCACCAUGCAUGCAUAUUUUAAGUGUAAUAAAUUUCUAAGAUUAAAUAAUGUUGGGGGAUGAACAAACGUGAUUAUUUUGCGGUUAUGUAUUAUUUCUCUUCCCACUAGAUAUUUCACAUCUCUAUAAAUUGUUUGUAAAAUACAUUACCACUAUGUAUAUGUGGUAAUGAGUUUGAUUUCGGCUAAACAAAGUUGGAAUGUGUGUAAUAUAUCAAAUAUUAUCCUUGUCAAAGAAAUUUACCCAUUAACAAAUUA
Messenger RNA from Vicia villosa (hairy vetch), 913 nucleotides. Its product is annotated as dormancy-associated protein 2-like. Lineage: Eukaryota; Viridiplantae; Streptophyta; Magnoliopsida; Fabales; Fabaceae. The record is from RefSeq and is a predicted model, not a curated record. Bases 44 to 634 code for a protein of 196 amino acids. The transcript is spliced from 2 exons.